AUGUCCAGCUCGUUGAACAAGAUCGCGCCCAACAGCCCCUCGAAGGCGAACCCUUCUGAGAUCGAGACCAGUAUCGCCAACGCGUUGACUGACCUCGAGAACAAUGUGCCCGAUCUGAAGAGCUCCCUGCGCCCUCUGCAGUUCGUCUCUGCUCGCGAGAUCGAGGUUGGACACGGCCGCAAGGCCAUCGUCAUCUUCGUCCCGGUUCCCCUUCUCCAGGGCUGGCACAAGGCCCAGCAGCGUCUCACCCGUGAGCUCGAGAAGAAGUUCUCUGACCGUCACGUCCUGAUUGUCGCUUCCCGCCGCAUCCUACCCCGCCCCAAGCGCUCCAACCGAUCCCGCAGCUCGCAAACACAGAAGCGUCCCCAGUCGCGAACCCUCACCGCUGUCCACGACGCCAUCCUGUCCGACCUCGUCUACCCCGUCGAGAUUGUCGGCAAGCGCCUCCGUACCCGCGAGGACGGCAGCAAAAUCCUCAAGGUCGUUCUCGACGAGAAGGAGCGCGGUGGUGUUGACUACAGGCUCGACACCUACACCGAGGUCUACAAGCGCCUCACUGGCAAGGGCGUCAACUUCGAGUUCCCCCAGAGCGCUGCUACCGAUUACUAG
Molecule: messenger RNA, 609 nt
Organism: Cucurbitaria berberidis CBS 394.84
Lineage: Eukaryota; Fungi; Ascomycota; Dothideomycetes; Pleosporales; Cucurbitariaceae
Product: ribosomal protein S7e
Exons: 4
Coding region: 1-609 (202 amino acids)
Biological process (GO): ribosomal small subunit biogenesis; translation; rRNA processing
Cellular component (GO): cytosolic small ribosomal subunit; 90S preribosome; small-subunit processome
Molecular function (GO): structural constituent of ribosome
Source: RefSeq, a predicted model, not a curated record